Messenger RNA from Sphenostylis stenocarpa, 1074 nucleotides. The record is from the annotation of a GenBank genome assembly. NCBI's taxonomy places the organism in Eukaryota, Viridiplantae, Streptophyta, Magnoliopsida, Fabales, Fabaceae.
AUGGAUAAUGGAAGUUUCGGCUAUAAAGUCCUCCUGUAUAUUAGUUUUAUCUUAUUGCGUUUGCACAUCAAUUUGUCGCCGCUUACACUCUCUGCUUUCAAGAUGGCUCCUCCAAGAGGUAGUUUUUCGGUUAUGUGUUCAAGACUUUACAAGAAAUGGGGUCGUGGUGGUUCUGGGGGUGGGUUCAGGGGUGGUCGGGGUGAUAGAGGUAGAGGAAGAGGUGGCGGAGGAAGAGGAGGAGACAGGGGUACGCCCUUCAAAGCUAGAGGUGGAGGAAGAGGUGGUGGUGGCCGUGGAGGAGGCCGGGGUGGUGGCCGUGGCGGUGGCAGAGGUGGAAUGAAGGGUGGUAGCAAAGUCGUGGUUCAGCCACAUAGACAUGAAGGAAUUUUCAUUGCGAAGGGUAAAGAAGACGCACUUGUUACUAAGAAUCUUGUUCCUGGAGAAGCUGUUUACAACGAGAAAAGGAUAAAUGUCCAGAAUGAAGAUGGUUCCAAAGAUGAAUACAGAAUUUGGAAUCCUUUCCGUUCAAAGUUGGCUGCGGCCAUCCUUGGUGGAGUUGACAACAUCUGGAUUAAACCUGGAGCCAAAGUCCUUUACCUAGGAGCUGCUUCCGGGACCACUGUCUCUCAUGUGUCUGACGUUGUUGGCCCUUCGGGAGUUGUCUAUGCAGUAGAGUUUUCUCAUAGAAGCGGUCGUGAUUUGGUCAACAUGGCAAAAAAACGUACCAAUGUCAUUCCCAUUAUUGAAGAUGCUAGACAUCCAGCUAAAUACAGAAUGUUGGUUGGAAUGGUUGAUGUCAUAUUUUCAGAUGUUGCCCAGCCUGAUCAGGCAAGGAUUUUGGGUUUGAAUGCUUCGUACUAUCUCAAAGCAGGAGGUCAUUUUGUUAUUUCAAUCAAGGCAAAUUGCAUAGACUCCACAGUCCCUGCUGAGGCAGUGUUUGAAAGCGAAGUAAACAAGUUGAAGGCAGAUCAAUUCAAACCAUUCGAGCAAGUCACCCUUGAACCAUUUGAGAGGGACCAUGCCUGUGUGGUUGGUGGAUACAGAAUGCCCAAGAAGAAAAAGGAUACUGCUUAG